CACGACGGGCUAAACCAAAAUAAUUAGCCUCGCCUCUUGUCGCUGCACCCUGGGCCCAUCCCUACGACGGACCCCGCCUCCGGCAAAGACGAAUUUGUACGGCCGCGAAUCAGGACCACUAACCCGGAUCAAGUGGGCCAACGGGGCGCCUACCUGGCCCACAUGUCAGCACCUCGUCGGUGCCCACCCGUCCUCGUCGCAUGGCCUCCGCCGGCCACGCCUCACUGCGCAGUGGACACACGCCUAGGCUCCUAAAUAAAGAAGGCAACUGCGCUGUGGAAUCGCUCGCGACGCAGGAGGUGGCGGGGCGAGCGCUUCUGGUGGUGGUGGUGGCUCUCGUCGUCAAGCAGCGGGAGGGGGAGAGAGGAGCGGGCCGGCGGCGGAGGUGGAUGGCGGUGGAGUACCACUGCUGCUCGGCGGCCUUCUUCGAGCACAUCGUCAUCAUCGUCGUGCUCGUGCUCUUCGCGGGACUCAUGUCGGGCCUCACCCUCGGCCUCAUGUCCCUCAGCCUCGUCGAUCUCGAGGUGCUCGCCAAGUCCGGCACCGAGCAGGACCGCAAGCACGCAGCUAAGAUUUUACCUGUUGUGAAGAACCAGCACCUUCUGCUAUGCACUCUUCUAAUCUGCAAUGCUGCCGCAAUGGAGGCUUUGCCCAUAUUCCUUGAUAGCUUGGUGACUGCUUGGGGUGCGAUUUUGAUAUCAGUGACACUGAUUCUGCUGUUUGGUGAGAUCUUACCACAGUCCAUCUGCUCACAUUAUGGGCUGGCUAUUGGUGCUUCAGUUGCUCCAUUAGUCCGUGUGCUUGUUUGGAUCUGCUUUCCUGUUGCCUAUCCUAUAAGCAAGCUAUUGGACUAUGUGCUGGGUCAUGGUCAGACAGCUCUCUUCCGUAGAGCUGAACUAAAAACACUUGUCACUCUGCAUGGGAACGAGGCUGGCAAAGGUGGAGAAUUAACGCAUGAUGAAACUACCAUAAUAGCAGGAGCUCUUGAACUGACUGAAAAGAAAGCUAAAGAUGCUAUGACACCCUUGUGUCAAACAUUUGCAAUUGAUAUAAAUGCAAAACUUGACAGGAAUCUAAUGCAAGAGGUACUUGAGAAAGGGCAUAGCAGGGUUCCUGUUUAUUAUGAAAAGAAAACAAAUAUUAUUGGACUGAUAUUGGUGAAGAAUUUGUUAUCAGUUAGUGCUGAUGAUGAGGUUCCUAUAAAAAGUGUAACUAUUCGCAAAAUUCCUCGUGUUCUAGAAGAUAUGCCCCUCUAUGACAUCCUAAACGAAUUUCAGAAAGGUCACAGCCACAUGGCAGUGGUCAUAAGGAAAAACAAUCCAAGUUACCCACCAGCUGAACAAGCUGCCAAUGAUGGUGGAACUUUCGAGGUGUCUGUUGCGAUUGAUGAUAAGAACAGCGAAAAGGUCGUGAAAAACCUUCCAUCACCACUGCAAAGAUGGAAGAGCUACCCUAACACUCAGAAUGCAUCAAAUAGAGGAAAUAGGCCUAAAAAAUGGUCCAAAGAUCAAGCAGACGUUCUUCAGGUCCAUAAAGAGCCCUUGCCCACGCUGAAGGAAGAUGAAGAGGCUGUUGGGAUCAUAACCAUGGAGGAUGUCAUUGAGGAGCUUCUGCAGGAGGAGAUAUACGAUGAGACAGACGUACAUGAGGAACAAUGACGCAGGCCUCGCGCCCGCUGUUUAUAGUUCCCUCUAUGUGUUAGAAAAUGCGGUGCGGUAUAUGUAAUGUACGUAAACGUAUAUGUAUAGAUAGACAGAUACAUUGAGAGAUAUUUUAGCCGUAGCCCGUAGCCGUUCAUUGUAGUACUAUAUAUAGGUGGCUGGCUGUCUCGAGUAUAUAUUGGUAAAGACUGUUCGGAGUGCGUCGUCCUCGUCCAGAAGACCGGAACAGGAACAGCAGCAUGGCUUGGCUCUGGUCCUGAAAGGGAAAGAAACGGAAGCGUUGACGCGUCUGUGUAGCUGCUGGGUUCAGAAGAAACCCCAAUAAGAUACUACGUAUUUGUUUGUUUAUAUGUGAUGGCGGCAGGCUGAUACAUACCGUAUGUGUAUGUGAAUACCGAGAUGUGUCCACAUAA
Molecule: messenger RNA, 2074 nt
Organism: Sorghum bicolor (sorghum)
Lineage: Eukaryota; Viridiplantae; Streptophyta; Magnoliopsida; Poales; Poaceae
Product: DUF21 domain-containing protein At2g14520
Exons: 11
Coding region: 201-1658 (485 amino acids)
Biological process (GO): magnesium ion homeostasis
Cellular component (GO): intracellular membrane-bounded organelle
Source: RefSeq, a predicted model, not a curated record